This is a messenger RNA of Panicum virgatum (switchgrass), 1860 nucleotides long. Its product is annotated as protein LIFEGUARD 2-like. The transcript is spliced from 2 exons. The coding region runs from base 881 to 1636 and encodes 251 amino acids. NCBI's taxonomy places the organism in Eukaryota, Viridiplantae, Streptophyta, Magnoliopsida, Poales, Poaceae. The record is from RefSeq and is a predicted model, not a curated record. Gene Ontology annotation, cellular component: membrane.
ACAUAAUUUGGUCAUUUACAAUCCAACGAGGUUUUUCUAAAUUUUCAUCUGAAAAUUCAAAUUCUCUUUUGAAAACUGGUAGUCAAUAACAGGACUAGAUAUGCCGAAGACGCUCUACUGCAAUCGUUGCUCUAUUUAUUACUCGGCUUAAGUGGUAUUUGUAUGCUGACCGCUGAAUCAGCAUAAAGAGCCUAAAGUGUAAAUUGGUGAUUUUUAAGUGCACCUCUAACCUCUCCAACCUCUUUAGUUCAAAAUUGUGUGCAACUUCUCUAAAAUGAAAUCUCAAUUUGAAAAAUUAGCAUAAGUAUUUGAACUAAAGAGAGUUGGAGGUGGAUCACCAAUUUACACCCCUAAAGUCAUUCGUCAAUUGCAAUUGCUGUCCAUGACACCUCAAAAGUGCCACAUAAUUGAUUUGCUUAUUAUUCAGUAGCCAGGUAGUGUACAGGCCCGAAAUCCUAGCAAAUCAGACUGCAUAUGUUUCCAGAAUUUGGGCCACUUUCUUGAGCACUAGUCAGGCUUGAUUCGUUGGCCUAAACAUAGCCUGUGCCUUCAAAUUCGUGAGCAAAACAAAAGCAGAGGAAAGCUGGAGAAAAGUUUGGUUUCUAGCAUCAGAAAAGCAGAUACUAGAAAAUUCUUGCAUCACAUGAUCCAUCAAAUGUACAGCUGGAAAACCGACAUUUUGACCGCACCAAGAAUAGAAGUCAUCCUGCAGUUCCCGCCAUGUUUCUCCACCACCCAAAGCUUCCAGUACGCCUAAACAUCCCUCCCAGCGCGCCCCACCCAUCAAUAAUCGACGAGCCGCCAGAACCGACCACCGGCUGGCCGUCUCUCCCCCUCUCCCUCCCUCCUCGGGCACGCGGGAGACCACCGGCAGGCAACCAUGGGCAAGCACGACAAGUGCAGCCACGACGCCGAGGCGUGCUACCCGCCGGGCGCCGUCCCGGGCGGCGGCGCCAUGUACCCCUACAUGAUGGAGAGCCCGCAGAUGCGGUGGGCCUUCAUCCGCAAGGUGUACGUGAUCGUCACCCUGCAGCUGCUGCUGACGGUGGCCGUCGCCGCGACGGUCAACCUCGUCGGCGCCAUCAGCGGCUUCUUCCGCUCCCGCACCCCGGCGGCGCUCAUCGCCUUCGUCUGCAUCAUCAUCGCCCCUAUCAUCGUGAUGAUCCCGAUGAUCUGCCUGCGUAAGCGGCACCCGAUCAACCUCGUGCUCCUGACGCUCUUCACCAUCUGCAUGAGCUGCGCCGUCGGGGUGGGCUGCCUCUUCGCGAAAGGGGUCAUCAUACUGGAGGCGGCGACGAUCACGCUGGUGGUGGUGGCCGGGCUGACCGCCUACACCUUCUGGGCGGCGAAGAAAGGCUACGACUUCGAGUUCCUGGGGCCAUUCCUGGUGGCCGCCUGCCUCAUCUUGAUGGUGUUCGCGCUCGUGCGGAUCCUCUUCCCGAUGGGCAGGACGGGGACGAUGGUGUACGGAUGCAUCGCCGCGCUGGUGUUCUCCGGCUUCAUCAUCUACGACACCGACAACCUCAUCAAGCGCUACUCCUACGACGAGUACGUCGCCGCCGCCAUCGAGCUCUACCUUGACAUCAUCAACCUCUUCCAGGCCAUCCUCAGCGUGCUUGAAGCAAUCGACGGAUGAGCCGCAGCUGAGAAGGCUGCCUGCCAAUCUGAGCACACUAGAAUCGUAUUCCUAUCCACUGUAAGCUACCAGGGUGGGUUGCAAAUUUACAAGAUGAUCUGUACUCCAUAGAUAGGGUCGAACAGCACCGAGGUGGUGAUUGGACAUUACCAAGGAAAUAUUGUUGCCAAUCCAAUUCGUUACUUCACAACAGCCGCGGAAAGAUCACCAUGGGGCCAAGCCGU